AUGUGGAACCAGCUCACUAUCGCAAGCGCUGCCCUAUGGGGACUAACCAUACCCGCUGUCAAGGCGACCUAUACGCCUUCUGUUCACUCGCGACAGAGCUCUAACGCGAGCACUAUCUCAUGGUCUGCAUGUCCUGAUAUCAGCAACACGCAGUGCGCGAUCUUUGACGUUCCUAUGGACUACACGAAUCCGGAGAACGGCAAGACGGUGUCGAUAUUCAUGCGCAAGUAUGCUGCCACGGCUCCGGAAGACCAGCGACUGGGAUCGAUUCUGGUUAAUCCAGGCGGUCCUGGAGGAUCAGGAACGGUCACCAUUGCAGAGCAGGGAGAGGACGUGAGCACACUGGUUGAUGGUAGAUACGAUAUUAUCGGCUUCGACCCCAGGGGUGUAAACUUGACUGGGCCGCCCACUGCCUGUCAUGACACCGAGUACAAGUUUCUGCAGAGUGCAUACCAAAUAGCAUCGCAAGGAGCACCAUUCCCUCACGUCGGUGGUGCAGGCGAGGUCGCCCAUGUCGCAAAGCUCUCCGCCAUCCAGUCCACCCAUCCAAAGGCCUGCACUCAGAAUGGAAACCAUGACAUGCUUACUAACUCAGGAACCGUCGCCGUCGUGAAAGACAUGGAGAGGAUCGUCCAAGCCCUAGGCGAGGAUGGGCUUAACUAUCUUGGAUUCUCGUAUGGGUCUAUUCUAGGUGCUACGUUCGCUGCCAUGCGACCGCAUCUCGUGAAGCGCAUGGUGCUGGACGGCGUCUCGGAUGCAGAGGCAUACUACAACAAUGUUCUCGAGUGGGGAAGGUCAAGUAUGCAGGGCACUCACAAGGCGAUCGCAGGCUUUGUGUCUACGUGCAUCGAAGCCGGGCCAACAGAAUGCGCACUAGCUGUAGGGAAAGACAACAAGACGGAGACUGUGGAAGGUCUGACGAAGCGAAUCGACGCGCUGUACACGAAGCUGGGAAAGGAGCCGCUGGUUGUUGGGGACUCGGCGACGGGACCUGGGAUCAUACGAGGCAACGAUCUACAAUCUAUGAUAUUCUCUUUGGCUUACUCUCCCAAGUACUGGAAAUCGCAGGGCCAAAUGCUUGCCGCUCUAGAGAAUGGGGAUGGGCGUGACUACUAUCCCGUGCUAAACAGCCAGAACGUGUUCAAUCGCUCCAUGCAAAGGUCAGGGUCCAGAGAGACAUUGUACCCAAUUUUGUGUGGCGAUUCGUCGCCGCUGAAUUUUACAGUUGAGGAGUAUGCUGGAUAUUUCCGCGAAAUGAGCCAGAUAAACUCAGUCGCCGAACAGUGGGCUCUCCUUGUUGGGGGGUGCCGCGGCUGGCCAUUCCGUGCAACUGAGAGAUAUACUGGGCCGUGGUCUAUCGAGAAGGGGCUUAAAAAGACUAGGUUUCCUAUCUUGCUUGUCGGCCAAGACGCGGAUCCAGUCACACCGCUCUCGUCAGCAGUAAAGAUGAAUAAGGCGUUUGGAAAUGAUUCCAGUACCCUACUAGUCCAGAAAGGCUUUGGACACCCAUCCAUUUCACACCCGUCUCUCUGCACGGUCAAAAACGUUCACGACUACUUUGUCAACGGCAUUGUACCCAAGAACGGAACUCACUGCACGCCCGAGCCGGGGUAUAUCUACCCAACGAACAGCACACGGUCGAAGCGCUCAGCGCUGAGCAAGCGAGAUGCCAAGCUGCUGGAAGCUGUGGAGAGGCUGGGGCUGAGACAUGCUAAGUCUGGAAUGAUACCUGGUAUCUGA
Messenger RNA from Rhizoctonia solani, 1740 nucleotides. RefSeq names its product alpha/beta hydrolase family protein. The transcript has 14 exons. Lineage: Eukaryota; Fungi; Basidiomycota; Agaricomycetes; Cantharellales; Ceratobasidiaceae. The coding region runs from base 1 to 1740 and encodes 579 amino acids. The record is from RefSeq and is a predicted model, not a curated record.